This is a messenger RNA of Paracoccidioides brasiliensis Pb18, 1125 nucleotides long. Its product is annotated as UDP-glucose 4-epimerase GalE. Gene Ontology annotation, cellular component: cytosol. Gene Ontology annotation, biological process: beta-D-galactose catabolic process via UDP-galactose, Leloir pathway. The transcript has 4 exons. The coding region runs from base 1 to 1125 and encodes 374 amino acids. The record is from RefSeq and is a predicted model, not a curated record. Gene Ontology annotation, molecular function: UDP-glucose 4-epimerase activity.
AUGACUUUGGGAAGUGUCCUCGUUACCGGUGGAACCGGUUACAUUGGCUCCUUCACCGCCUUGGCUCUUCUCGAAGCUGGCUACAAAGUCGUUAUCGUAGACAAUCUUUAUAACUCGUCAGAGGAGGUCAUUAAUCGCAUCGAAUUGAUCUGUGGCAUACGUCCAGAAUUUGCUAAGGCGGAUGUCACAAAAGAGGCCGAUUUUGAUCGGGUCUUCGAGCAACAUCCCGAUAUCGACAGCGUCAUCCACUUUGCCGCACUCAAAGCUGUUGGCGAAUCUGGCGAGAAGCCACUCGACUACUACCAUGUCAACGUUUGCGGAUCGAUAUGCCUCCUCCGAUCCAUGAAGCGACAUAAUGUCACCAACAUCGUUUUUUCCAGUUCCGCCACCGUCUACGGCGACGCUACCCGAUUCCCAAACAUGAUACCCAUUCCGGAAGAGUGCCCUCUGGGCCCAACAAACCCGUAUGGAAACACCAAGGUCGCUGUGGAGACUGCAAUCACCGACAUGAUCAAUGCAGAGAGAAACAACGCCAUCAAGGCUGGCAAACCAGAGGAAGCAGAGAAGUGGAACGGCGCCUUGUUGAGAUACUUUAAUCCAUCGGGAGCGCAUCCAAGCGGCAUUAUGGGGGAGGACCCGCAGGGUGUCCCGUAUAACCUGCUCCCCCUCCUUGCGCAGGUAGCCACAGGAAAGAGAGAGAAACUCCUCGUUUACGGAGACGACUACGCCUCCCACGACGGCACCGCAAUCCGCGAUUACAUCCACAUCCUCGACCUAGCCGCCGGCCACCUCCAGGCACUCAACUAUCUGCGCGCCAACCACCCAGGCGUGCGCGCCUGGAAUCUCGGCACAGGCAAAGGCAGCAGCGUCUUUCACAUGGUCAAAGCCUUCAGCGCCGCCGUGGGCCGUGAUCUUCCGUACGAAGUCGUCGGUCGCCGUGCGGGUGACGUGCUCGAUCUCACUAGCAAUCCAAGCCGGGCGAACCGCGAGCUUGGCUGGAAGACAACCAGGACGCUGGAGGAGGCCUGUGAGCAUCUGUGGCAGUGGACGAAGAAUAAUCCGCAGGGCUAUAGGCAGCAGCCACCGCAGGAGUUGUUGGAGAAGUUGAAGAGGGGGAAUAAAUAG